AUGUAUCUACACUACGUUUGGAUGGCGCCACUCCAAGGUAUCCUCAUCGUCUACAUUAUUUACACUCACGUUGGUCUCAUUGUAAUUUCCGGUGUUUCGUUCUUUUUCCUCUUUAUUACAUUACAAGGAUUUUUGGCUAAAUUGACAUCACGCUUAUGGCUGAAAGCAUCAUUGAAAAGUGACGAGAGACUCGAAUUAAUAAAACACAUUAUCCGUUCUAUUCAAACUAUCAAAAUCAACAAUAACAACAACAACAAAGAAAACAACAGUAAUAAUGAUGACAGUGAUUACAAUUAUAAUAAUUGUAAUUGUGGCAAUUGUAAUUAUAAUAAUAAUGAUGAUGACAAUAACAAUAAUAUUGUCACCAAUUUGACUGAGUGUCAAAAAAUAAGAAUAGCACUGGCAAGAAUGAUUUAUUUCGACGCUGAUAUUUAUCUUCUGGACGAUAUAUUUCCAAUAAUUAAUAAAGAAAUUCGUCAUAUUCUAUUCAAUGAAGUUUUGUCGAAAUUUCUGCAAAAUAAAACAAGAAUUUUGAUCACUAAUGAUCGAAAUCAUUUGGAGUAUGUCGAUAUAAUUUAUCAUCUCGCUGAAGGGAAAAUACUAAAUCAUGGUAAUUAUAAACAAUUACAUGAUACAUUGGAGAAAAUUAAUUUACCAGCAACAGUAAAUGAUAAUUUUAAAGAAACAUCAUUGAUUGAAAAUAUGGAAAAUAUCAUUCGAAAAUGUGAGAAAACAAAAAGAAAAAUUUCAAAUCAGAUACCAGGGGAAAAAAUAAAAUUUCAAUUAUUGGAAAUAUUGAAAUUAUUAAAUUGGUGGUCAAUUGGAUUUUUGUUUAUUCUAUUUUUCACGAGUCAAAUUGCAAUAAGUGCUGGAAAUUAUUUUAUUGUCUAUUCGUCGACUGAUGAGGGGAUAUGUCAUGAUGAAUUUGAUAGUGAAAUUAUUGUUGACGAUAGAGUGAGUUAUUCGAGAAUUUGCAUGGAGAAUAAUAAUUGGAUAUAUAUUUCCACUUUUAGUGGAUUGAUGACAAUUGGAAUUAUUGUGACACUGGUGAAAAUUUUAUUAUUUGCAAAUAUUUGGAAAAAUAUUUCUGAAAAAUUGCAAAACAAUAUGUUGAGAUCAAUGGUGAAGGGAGGAAUGAAAUUUUUCUAUGAGAAUACAUUGGAGAAUAUUUUAAAAAGGUUCUCCAAGGACGUGAAAAUAAUGGAUAAAAAUCUUCCACAAACAGUGCACGAUAUUUUUUUCAUGUUUUUUGUGCUGCUGUCAUUGAUUAGUCUAACAAUGCUUGUCAAUUAUUGGCUGAUGAUACCAAUCAUAAUUAGUGGACUUUUGCUGUAUUUUUUAACAACGAUGUACAUUAAAGCUAGCUCAACACUGCAUCAACUAAACACUUCAACAGAAUUAUCUCUUCAGCAAACAGUAAAGGACACUCUCAACGGACUAUCAUCAAUCCAAUCCCUAAAAGCCGAACAAUUUCUCAUACAAUUAUUUCAUAAUCAUCAGAAUAAGGGAACAAAAUUUGACACACUUUUAAGUCAAAUGUCCCACUGUUACUGCUACUACAUCGACAUUAUUUUCAUCCUUUAUCUUACAAUUAUGAUCUCCAUUUUUAUUCUCACCAAAGCAAGUACAACAAUCAGUGACAUUGGUUUUAUUCUCACUCAAACAUUAUCAAUAGUCGCCAUUCUUAAAUUGGGUCUCUAUCAAUUAACACAAUUUCCUAAUGAAAUAUCAUCAAUUUCACGUAUUAUCGAUUACAGUAAAAAUAUCAUAUCAGAAAAAUCAAUAAAGAAAAUCCCCACCAAAGAAGAUGAAAAAUCAAAUUUUCCCCAAAUGGGAAAAAUACAAUUUUUAAAUGUUAAAUUUCGCUAUACAAUGAAUCAUCCAAUUAUAUUGAAUAAUGCCAAUUUUAUUAUUAAUCCAGGUGAGAAAAUUGGAAUAGUUGGUAAUUGUCCAAGUGAUAAAUAUUCAUUGAUUGCAGCAUUAUUUCGUCUCGGUGAAAUUGAGGGUGAAAUUUUUAUUGAUAAUUCACCGACAAGUGAAAUUAAAUUAGAAAAAUUACGUUCAAAAAUCAGUAUUAUUCAAUUGGAGGAGGAAAAUUUUAUUUUAGGAACAUUACGUGAUAAUAUCGAUCCAAAUGGAGAAUAUUCAAACAAUGAUAUUUUACAGGCAUUAAAUACAGUUGGAUUAUAUAUUAAUGGAUUAGAGACAAAAAUUGUGACAAUUAAUGGCAGAAAUUUUAAUCAUCAACGAAGACUAUUGAUAUCAUUGGCACGGGCAUUUAUUAGAAGAAAUAAAAUUUUAAUUAUCAAUGAUGAAAUAAUAAUUAAUCCACUAUUUCAAAGGAUAUUUGAAAAAUUUACCAAAAGUACAAUUAUCAUUGUUGUUAAUAGUUUAAAUACUUUGAUGAAUUGUGAUAAAAUUAUUGUUCUCAAUAAUGGAGAAACCGUGGACUUUGGUCAUCCUAUAGAAUUAGUUAAAACUAAUGAUAGAUUUUUUUCUAAUAUUAUGGAAAAAUUUGUGUCAAUGUAAAUAUACAUAUUCACAUGUAUAAAUAAAA
Messenger RNA from Leptopilina heterotoma, 2557 nucleotides. Its product is annotated as probable multidrug resistance-associated protein lethal(2)03659. Gene Ontology annotation, molecular function: ABC-type transporter activity; ATP hydrolysis activity; ATP binding. Bases 1 to 2529 code for a protein of 842 amino acids. Gene Ontology annotation, biological process: transmembrane transport. Lineage: Eukaryota; Metazoa; Arthropoda; Insecta; Hymenoptera; Figitidae. Gene Ontology annotation, cellular component: membrane. The transcript is spliced from 6 exons. The record is from RefSeq and is a predicted model, not a curated record.